AUUGAAGCUCUUCAACAGCGUGAAUGGAACAUUACAGCCGUUAGCGUCAGCUCCACAGAGGUCUAUGUGAGUUGGUUUCGGCUAAAUACUUACAAUUCAAAUUCCUCCUGCAUAUAUGAUUAUGUUGCUGCCUUGCACAUGCUGCGAAUUGGCACUGGCGACAUACAUGUCUUAAAUGUGACAAAUGCCCUUGCCUCGAAGGCAAACUCCUCCUUCUUGGAUACGGUGGUGAGUGGCCUUAGACCCUACACAAAGUACGGAGUGAAAGUUGUGGCUCUUGUCAGAGAUCGGAUGACAGGUGUAAUUACACCCAAGAUCAGCUCAAUCAGUGAGGUUCAAACUCCAGAGGGCGGUGAGUAAAUUUUGCUUGAUGUCAUAACAUAUUAUAUAGUUAUAAUUUGAAGCUGCAAAUAAGGAUGCACAAAAGAACAGAAAUAGCUUAUUCCAAUGAUUAGAAAGACAAAAAGUUGGAAAGUAUCUUAAAUUAAUUUUCCAAUGUAGGAGAUGUUAACAGCAGUUAGUAGAUUAUACUCUCUCUCCCUUUUCCAAGUUCCCGAUCGUGUUCCAUGGUUGUACGUGAGCAAUCGAGGUGUCGACAGACUGGAGAUUGAAUGGUAUCCAAUAUCUAGUGAAGAUGCUCAUGGAAUACUUCUUGGAUACACUGUGCACUAUAGAAAAUACAAUUCAAAUAACAGCUUUACUCAUAGUGUGAACUCAAGCACUCGAGUAUUUGCUAUAACUGGUCUAAAGGAGGCAACGACAUAUCAAAUCAAAGUUACAGGCCGUACAUCUGUAGGGGAAGGCGCAGGUCGUUAUAGAUAUGCUGAGACAGGU
Messenger RNA from Pocillopora meandrina, 834 nucleotides. The record is from the annotation of a GenBank genome assembly. Lineage: Eukaryota; Metazoa; Cnidaria; Anthozoa; Scleractinia; Pocilloporidae.